CUUUACAGAUCUUUUUUAUUCACCAAGAGCUUGUAACACUCCAUAGAGAAAGGAAAAUUUGAAAUCGCAUCAUAUGACCCUUUUAAAUUGGACGUUUUUUGAACUCCUAUUUGGGGAAGCUAAAGAAACUAAAAGAAACUAACCUGUGUUCAUGUAAUUAAAAGCAUUUGCUAAAUGAACAAUAAGAGUAAAAAUUACUGAAAUUCUAUGCUGAUUCAAAUCACCAUAGGUUCUCUUGAUUCAUCUUGGACCUUACACCUGUUCAAUAUGAGUUCAUUCUGUGUUCAGAAGUCUAGAGAAGAGAAAGAGUUUGAGGAGGAAGAUGGAGGAUUUCCCCAUCUGGACAAUGGAGAUGGUGUGUUUGGGUUCAAGUGUAGCUCUCUCUGGUCUGUUUUAUUACAUCUACAGGAAGAAAUGCAAAACUGUGGACAAACUUAAAGAAGCUCCAGUUUUGCCGCUGGAUGAAAAGUUAGCAGAUCUUUUGAAUGCCACACCAGGGAAAUGUCUGCAGUAUGUGGUCAUUGAGGGUACAGUGCAGCCCAUUGGGGAACCAUUAAGGAGUCCGUUUCACGAAGGCACUGUUGGUGUCAUCCAGACUCUGGUCCUCCGAGAACACAAACUUGUGUGGAACAGUUCAGCACGCACUUGGACAGACAGCAAGCGUGUACUUCACCAGCAUGUGAAUGCUGUGCCCUUUAACUUGCUGGGUGUGAACAAGGCGUUUGUGCGUGUGCUCUGUCCCCUGGAGGCCACGGGUCCCAAUAUGGAAAUCGUCCAUGAGAAGUUCCACCAGGCCAAUUACGGCUUCACGGACCUGACUGGUCAGUACCUGUGUGGAGAGAAGCCCAAAGGUCAUCUUGAAACAGAGGAGAUGCUGAAAGUGGGCGCGUCUUUGACCGCAGUGGGUGAGCUCAUCCUGGACACAGAUGGCCUCCCAAAAAUCCGCCCACCCACUGACGGCUCGGAGUACUUCCUGAGCACAGACGGCUUUGAGACCCUGCGGUUGGAGCAGGAAGGGAAGGCAGGGGUGUUCAGGGUGCUGGCGUGUGUUUGCGCAUUGGCAGGUGUGGCCCUGCUGAUGUGGGCGGGACGCAGGUAUUAUCGCCAGCUGAAGCUGUGGUGGGAGCAGGAGAACAUGAGGAGUGAGUUUGAACUGAUGGGCGCAGGAGAGGAGGAGAACGGUGUGGAGGUACCGGAGAACGUAUGUGUGAUAUGCCUGAGUAACCCACGAGGCUGCGUGCUGCUGGACUGCGGACACGUGUGCUGCUGUUUCCACUGCUAUCAGGCCUUGCCACAACCCAUCUGUCCCAUCUGCAGGCAGAACAUUAAACGCGUCGUUCCUUUGUAUCAGGCCUAAGAGACAUGGUUUAAUCUUAUACAAAUGAACAGUUGUGCUGGAUUUACCUUUCGAAAAAGCCUUAAACUUUGAAACAGGGUUAUUCUGUGAACAGGAAACCUGCGAUAGAAUCAACACACAGAUUCCUGAUACGCACUUUAGUUCGUUUAGUUAGUUCGUUUAGUUCCAUAUUCCUAUUUUUCCAUUUUUUCCACAGAAUAAAAAAUCUGUAAUAUCAAUAAAUCUAUGUAUCUAUCAUUUUAUAGAGAAAAAUGCCAUUGAUUCAAUGCAUUGAACAGCGCAGAUGUAAUCAUGGGAAAUCCCCUUAAACACUGAAAGUAUGCUAUGACAAAGAUAUCGCUGUCAUCUUUUGACAACUAAUGGCAAACUGAUUUUUUUCCACAAAAAUAUGACUUGACUUGAAGAAGGACAUAAUCACAAUGUUGUACAGAUGUAAAAAAAAAGAGCCAGUUGAUGUAAAAAAAAUUACUCUCUUCACUCGACAUAUGAUUAUUAAUGUAUUGAACAUCGUGGUUGUUGAGGUGUUUUUCUUCUUCUUCUUCAUUAAAAAUGAUGGCUACAGCCAUAUUGUAUUGAAUCGUUGGUUCAAAUAAACCUAUAAUCUAAAAUUAAAAUGUUGUUUAAUAUGGUAAGCUUAAUGCCUUUAUUUAUGAAUGAGAUACUGCACUGGGUUGUUUGUUUGUUUGUUUUUGAGUUUUCGAUUUCCUAUAAGUCCAAAUUUUAAGCUUGUCAUGUAAAGUUCUGGACUACUUUGUGUUUGGUCACUGUUGUGUACUUGCUGUUCUUCUGUAUCAGCAUUAUUUGAAGUUUUCACAUACAGAUUCUAAAUCAUAAGUACCUGCUGCUACACUACAGUGAUAUUGCUGAUUUAUUAGAGCUUGUGACAUGGAAAGUCAUAAUUAUUCUGAGAGAGACGUGUGUGUUUGCCAGCAAGAAAUCUUGCAAGUUCUUAUGCAACAGCUGCUGUGAUCCUGUUACAAAUAACCUCUGUAAAUUACCCACAACAACCUUCCCCUCUCCUUCUCACUUUUUGUCUUAAAUAUAAGAAAAUGAGAUGCAGAAUAAAUAUUUGAAGAAAAAAAAAAAACUUUGCCAAGGACAAACUGAACUUUUGAUGAUGCUGCAUCUACCACUAAAGCUUGUCAUUUUACAUUAAACCACUAGAGGGCAAAAGAGGGCCAGACUGGUAGAGUGAGGGAAAUGUAUUUGCAUGAACCAAUGCAUCUCUUGCAUUAAUGAUUUUUUUAAUUAAUUCGCAUUAAUUUUUUAAUUUUUCUCCUCUGCCCAUGCCUCUUGCCCUUCAACUUGAAAACUUAAGUUCAGUCACUGCCUUAAAUUUUUAAGUAUUCAAACUGGCUGUAAAAGUCAUUUCAACAUAAAUUAUAUUAAACUGACACCGUGGAAUGUUUUGCUUGAGUUA
This is a messenger RNA of Cyprinus carpio (common carp), 2777 nucleotides long. RefSeq names its product mitochondrial ubiquitin ligase activator of nfkb 1-A-like. Gene Ontology annotation, biological process: organelle organization; protein ubiquitination. Gene Ontology annotation, molecular function: ubiquitin-protein transferase activity. Lineage: Eukaryota; Metazoa; Chordata; Actinopteri; Cypriniformes; Cyprinidae. The record is from RefSeq and is a predicted model, not a curated record.